AUGAGGUUAACUGUUGGAAGCGAUCCAUCUGCUAUUGAAGAAAUAAGGGAUUUUGCAGAUUGGCUUUUGGACAUAGGAGAAGGUAAUCUUAGUGGUCCGAAUGACGGUGAAGCGAUUGUUGAUAUUCCACGAGAUAUUGUUAUUACUAAUCCACAUGAUCCUAUAGGUUCAUUAAUCAGUUUUGUAUAUCCUUCUAUACUGGAAAACUUCAACAUUGCUGAUUAUUUUCAAGAAAGAGCAAUACUAGCUCCCAAGAAUGAAGUUGUCCAAGAAAUAAACGAUCGUUUACUGUCAUUGUUUCUAGGAGAACAAAAAGAAUACUUAAGUUCAGAUAGCCUAUCCCAAUUCGAGUUUGUUCAUGAUGAGUUUGAUGCAAAUUUAUACUCACCUGAUGUUUUAAAUGGUCUUAAAGUCUCAGGUCUUCCAAACCAUAAGCUCAUUUUAAAAGUCGGUGUUCCAGUUAUGUUAUUGAGAAACAUUGAUCAGAAAAAUGGUUUAUGUAAUGGGACUAUACUACAGGUUAAAUCUUUGGGAAAACGUGUUAUUGAGGUAGUUAUCUUAUCUGGAAGUAAUAUUGGAAACCGGACUUUUAUUCCAAGAAUGUCUUUAACUCCUUCUGAAGACAAUAUCCCGUUUAAAUUCCAAAGAAGACAAUUUCCAUUGGUUGUGUGUUUUGCAAUGACAAUUAAUAAGAGCCAAGGACAGUCUUUAUCGAAGGCUAGUUUGUCUCUCAAGGAGCCUGUUUUCACACAUGGUAAAUUGUAUGUUGUUUUAUCUAGAGUUCAAAGUAGAGAAGGAUUAAAAUUGUUGAUUUUAGAUAAUGAUGGUAAACUAACAAAUAAAACAUUCAAUGUUGUGUAUAAAGAAGUUUUUAGAAAUUUGUAA
Molecule: messenger RNA, 885 nt
Organism: Lactuca sativa (garden lettuce)
Lineage: Eukaryota; Viridiplantae; Streptophyta; Magnoliopsida; Asterales; Asteraceae
Biological process (GO): DNA replication
Cellular component (GO): replication fork
Source: RefSeq, a predicted model, not a curated record